GCAGCCCCGCCCGCCGGCUGCCGGCUCCCGGGUCUGAUUGCGGAGCGCUGCCCGGCCGUGAUGGGCAGCGGCGGUGGCGGCGGCGCGGGGAACAAAGUUUGCGGCACUCCGGCCCCGCGCUGCCCGUGGCCCUGAUGCCCGCGGCGGGAGGCGGCGCCUGAAGGCAGCGGGGCGCCGUGCUGGGCUGCUGCCGGCGCGGCUCUCGCAAAGUUUCAGCUAUUUUAAUGUCCUAAAGCCCAGGAUUCUAAUUAUCAGCCCUCCCUACCCCCACCUCUCCUUCUAGGUAGGCGACAAAUAUUUCUAUUCUGUGGAUUAGAGAACUUUUUUGCAUGGAAAUUUACUGACUUCCGAGUGGUCUCCAUUUCGGGGAAAGGAGGGAAAGGAUUUAUUUUCAUCGCAGUUUAUUUUUGUUUUCUGGAUCACAGGUUUUUUUGGAGCUAUAUGGAGGGAUCUCAGGAUGGUGUGCACCAGGAAAACCAAAACUUUAGUGUCCACUUGCGUGAUUUUGAGUGGAAUGACUAACAUCGUCUGCCUGCUGUACGUGGGCUGGGUCACCAACUACAUUGCCAGUGUUUAUGUGAAAGUGCAGGAGCCGAUCUCAGAAAAAAAGUUAGAGGAAGACAAAGGGGACACUUUAAGGAUUAUAGAAAGGCUGGACCAUUUGGAAAAUGUCAUCAAGCAGCACAUCCAAGAAGCUCCACCAAAACUGGAAGAAAAUCCUGCUGAAGCAUUCACUGACUCAUCUCUCUUUGCUCACUGGGGCCAGGAUCUCAGUCCUGAAAACAGACGGAUUGCACUGAAACAAUUCCAGUAUUAUGGCUACAAUGCUUACCUGAGUGAUCGCUUACCACUGGACAGGCCCUUGCCUGACCUUAGGCCUAACGGGUGCAGAAACCUUACAUUUCCUGAGAGGCUUCCUGAGGUCAGUAUUGUAUUCAUCUUUGUUAAUGAAGCUCUCUCGGUGAUUCUGCGCUCCAUCCAUUCAGCCAUUGACCGGACUCCUGCUCAUCUGCUCAAAGAAAUUAUUUUAGUUGAUGAUAACAGUAAUAAUGAAGAACUCAAGGAGAAGCUAAAGAAGUAUGUUGAUGAAGUGAAUGCCCGUAAGCCUGGUUUCAUCAAGGUUGUUCGACACAGCAAACAAGAGGGGCUGAUUCGAUCUCGAGUUAGCGGAUGGAGAGUAGCCACAGCACCUGUAGUUGCUCUCUUUGAUGCCCAUGUGGAAUUCAAUGUAGGAUGGGCUGAACCAGUGCUUACUAGGAUAAAAGAAAACAGAAAAAGAGUAAUUUCUCCAUCAUUUGAUAAUAUUAAGUAUGAUAAUUUUGAAAUAGAGGAGUAUCCCCUCUCAGCACAGGGAUUUGACUGGGAGCUGUGGUGCCGAUACUUGAAUCCUCCUAAGUCAUGGUGGAAACUGGAAAACACAACUGCUCCAAUAAGAAGUCCUGCAUUGAUUGGAUGCUUCAUAGUAGAUAGAGAAUACUUCCAAGAGAUUGGCUUACUGGAUGAAGGCAUGGAAGUAUACGGAGGAGAGAAUGUAGAGCUGGGGAUCAGGGUAUGGCAAUGUGGAGGAAGUGUUGAAGUUUUGCCUUGCUCCAGGAUUGCCCACAUUGAAAGAGCACAUAAACCAUACACAGAAGAUCUAACUGCUCAUGUCCGGAGAAAUGCACUAAGGGUGGCUGAAGUCUGGAUGGACGAAUUUAAGAGCCAUGUGUAUAUGGCAUGGAACAUACCCCAGGAGGACUCUGGAAUUGAUAUUGGUGAUAUUUCUGAGAGGAAAGCCUUGAGGAAAAAACUCCAGUGCAAGACCUUUAGGUGGUAUCUUGUCAGUGUGUAUCCGGAAAUGAGAAUGUAUUCAGAUACUGUCGCCUAUGGGGUGCUGCAGAAUUCCCUGAAAAGUGAUUUGUGCCUUGAUCAAGGGCCAGACACAGAGAAUAUCCCAAUCAUGUAUAUCUGCCAUGGAAUGACACCACAGAAUGUUUAUUACACAAGCAAUCAGCAGCUCCAUGUGGGUGUUCUGAGUCCCACUAUCGACGAUGAUGACAACAGAUGCCUGGUGGAUGUGAACAGCAGGCCCAGGCUCAUUGAAUGCAAUUAUGCCAAAGCCAAGAGAAUGAAGCUUUACUGGCAGUUUACUCAGAUAUCCAGACAGGCUCCAUCCAAAAAUCACAGAUGACAGUUGCUGCUGACAGGGUACUGCAUGGCAUUAUAAUGACAUCUAUGCAAAAGAAUGGCCAAAUCCAGAAUGUUUUCUACAAUUUGACCAAUAACCAACACUUCCCAAAUAAAAGGGCUGGGUUUUGGGAGAUCUGAGCUCUGUUCUUAGUCCUUUGUUUGCAUUACUGGACCAGUCACUUCUUGGUCUCUGCACUCCUCAGCUGCAAGACAGAUGGAAUCAUUUUUAUCUUUAGCAAACAUAAUAUUAUUUCUAAUUUCCCAAGUGAAAACAAAACUCUGUCCUGAUCAAGUCAGUACAAGUUGCAUCUUUAAUUCCAGCGGAAACAAGAAUAUGUAUGUAAGCAAGUUUUGGCUACCAAAAAACACCCUACAAACCAAGAUGCAAAUGCUUGAGGAAAAUGUUCACUUGGAAGGCAAUUAAAUCAGGAGGCCAUAAUUUAUAUAUAUGAUGAGAAAAAAGUUUGUUACUUAGUGAGAUGACCAGGCCAUCAAGUUUGGUAUCCUGAACCUGACAGGGACAAUAUUCAGUAUAACAGACAAAAAAUAGGUUAUUUCCAUUGGCUGUGUAAACUGUGCAAGGUUUGUGCAGCAGCUGCAAGGAGGUUGCUUUCCCAGUAUCAAUUAGCAUCAACUAACUGUUUGUGUGGUUACUGGAGAAAAAGCCAUUUUAAGUAACUAGAUACUCUGACCAGAGUCCAAAACAGCCCAGCCUAAAUUCCCAUGUUAUAAUAUGCAGAUCGAUUGCAAUACUAGUGCAAAUUCAUUUCUUAAUUUCCUUCAGUUGGCACUCAAUUUAUUUCUUCGUCUCUAGAGAUUGGUUUAAUCAUAAGCAUAUAAUGACAAUGCAAAGAGUUCAGUUUCUGGGUUAAAAUUAGUUAGGAAGCCUUCAUAUUGAGCACUCUGAUUAGAAAAAUCUAGACUAAUUGAAUACACCACACACACAAGAAGUAAAACUGUCAUUCAAUUUUUUUGUUUUCCAAAAGAGUUAACAUUUUAGUAAGAUUUAAGCCUCACAAAGAAAUAGGAAUACAUAUUUUCUCUCAUCUAGACCCCAUAAAUCUUUGGCAAUCUGUUAA
Messenger RNA from Pezoporus occidentalis (night parrot), 3248 nucleotides. RefSeq names its product polypeptide N-acetylgalactosaminyltransferase 18 (gene GALNT18). Gene Ontology annotation, biological process: protein O-linked glycosylation. Gene Ontology annotation, molecular function: polypeptide N-acetylgalactosaminyltransferase activity. The transcript is spliced from 11 exons. NCBI's taxonomy places the organism in Eukaryota, Metazoa, Chordata, Aves, Psittaciformes, Psittacidae. The coding region runs from base 458 to 2170 and encodes 570 amino acids. The record is from RefSeq and is a predicted model, not a curated record. Gene Ontology annotation, cellular component: Golgi apparatus.